Molecule: messenger RNA, 822 nt
Organism: Nothoprocta perdicaria
Lineage: Eukaryota; Metazoa; Chordata; Aves; Tinamiformes; Tinamidae
Gene: CLXN
Product: EF-hand calcium binding domain 1
Exons: 6
Coding region: 1-630 (209 amino acids)
Molecular function (GO): calcium ion binding
Source: RefSeq, a predicted model, not a curated record
AUGAGCCGCAAGCGGCUGCAGCAGCUGACGGAGUCGCUGCUCCGCUCGGCGCGGCACUUUAACAGGAAGGAGGUGGAGCGCCUCAUCAAGCUCUUCAACACGCUCGCGGCCGAGUCCAGGGAGCGAUUUGCUGCUGCUGCUGGCUUGGAUCGCAACAUGUUCCGAAACAUCCUGCAUUGCACCUUUGGAAUGAUGGAUGACAUGAUUAUGGACAGAGUAUUCCGUGCCUUUGAUAAAGACAACGAUAGCUGCAUCAGCGUGGUGGAGUGGGUGGAAGGCUUGUCAGUAUUUCUCCGAGGGACCUUGGAAGAAAAGAUUAAAUACUGCUUUGAAGUUUAUGAUCUGAACGGUGAUGGAUACAUUUCACGAGACGAAAUGUUUCAUAUGCUGAAAAAUAGUCUGCUCAAACAGCCUUCAGAAGAAGAUCCUGAUGAGGGAAUUAAGGACUUAGUGGAAAUAACACUGAAGAAAAUGGACUAUGAUCAUGACGGCAAGCUUUCUUUUCUGGACUUYGAAAAAGCUGUAAGAGAGGAAAAUCUUCUCUUAGAAGCCUUUGGACCCUGUUUGCCAGACAUAAAGAGCAGUAUGGCAUUCGAAAAGAAAACUUUUCAGGAUACUCCUGACCUGUAGCUCCAACUGCUGGAAUACUCUUGUAAGAAUUCUUUUUCUUCAYGAUUCUUCCUGAUGCAACAAAAGCAGGAAUAACUCCAAACUUUCUGAACUUUAAUAUUCAUUUACUGUAAAAGCUUCUGAAUAAAUAGAGAUUGCUUGCACUAUAUACAGUUCUUUUGUGAUAAGCACAUAGGACAAGCUUGCUUCAGC